AUGCUGAACUUGAAACUUGGAAUUUUUGCCCGAGCCUGGACCGUCACACUCCGUAGCACUAGGAUGCAGCUCGACAUUCGCCGUCUUUGGCUCCGCUUUUUUCUGAUUACCAACUGCUAUGCCGGAAUCAUAGACUUCCUUGAGCACUUUGGGCACGAACAGACACUGCCCGCGGUGGAUCACGAAGGUCCCAUUCAAUGGAGUCUCGACAGACCGGAACCUCCUGAAAACCAUUCGCAAGGUCCCUUUCCGAAUCCCGAAAUACGAGCUGGCUUCCACUUUGAUCUGAACGCGACACCCACAGUGUCAGAGGUAAUAGAGACAGACAAUCAGCCUAAUGAGAGACACUUGAUCUCACCUGACGGAAUCAACGGUUCCUCCAAUAAACCAAUCAAAGACGGGACUCACGGAAAAGCAGCAAUGAUCUAUUGA
Molecule: messenger RNA, 432 nt
Organism: Puccinia triticina
Lineage: Eukaryota; Fungi; Basidiomycota; Pucciniomycetes; Pucciniales; Pucciniaceae
Exons: 4
Coding region: 1-432 (143 amino acids)
Source: RefSeq, a predicted model, not a curated record